AUGUCAAACUUGAGUUUACAGGUCACCGUGGCCCUUCAGGCACCAAUCUCCGAAGCACAAGAUUCAUUUGCUCUACCAAUCAAAGUUUCUGUUCACAAUGCCGCAGAUACACCAGUCACCAUUCUAAGAUGGGGCAGUCCAUUGGACCCUCAGGCUGGUGUUCUCGGUGUCUUCCAGAUUUGUGACACAACGGCCCAACGGAAACUGCCCAUCCCUACUAUUAUGGUAUCACGCAAGCUACCUGCCUCCGAGGAUGAUCUCGUUGAGAUACAAGCGCGACACAGCCUUGAUGUAACUGUGAAUUUGCCGAUUCCAGGCCUCGAAAAGGGACAUGAAUAUUCUGUUCGUGCACAGGGAACUUGGCAUGCGGUGUGGCCAACUGAAUUAUCCAAUGUGACUACAUCCCAACUCAGAGAUAACGAAGGUGCCAAUCGAGGGGAUUUCCUUUCCAACGAGUCCUCUGUGAACAUUGAAUGA
Molecule: messenger RNA, 477 nt
Organism: Penicillium roqueforti
Lineage: Eukaryota; Fungi; Ascomycota; Eurotiomycetes; Eurotiales; Aspergillaceae
Exons: 1
Coding region: 1-477 (158 amino acids)
Source: RefSeq, a predicted model, not a curated record